Culicoides brevitarsis is the source of this 1475-nucleotide messenger RNA. RefSeq names its product N-acetylglucosaminyl-phosphatidylinositol de-N-acetylase-like. Gene Ontology annotation, cellular component: endoplasmic reticulum. The annotation marks the transcript as partial. The transcript is spliced from 2 exons. The record is from RefSeq and is a predicted model, not a curated record. NCBI's taxonomy places the organism in Eukaryota, Metazoa, Arthropoda, Insecta, Diptera, Ceratopogonidae. Gene Ontology annotation, biological process: GPI anchor biosynthetic process. Gene Ontology annotation, molecular function: N-acetylglucosaminylphosphatidylinositol deacetylase activity.
AAAGAAACACUUUCCGUCCUGGAACACUUGGCAAUUUUGUGCUUCAUUUACACUUUCGGGUGUUUUGUGAGCUACUGGUUGAUCUCGUCGCGCAAAUCAUGGAAACUCUCGACUUUGCUGCCGAGAACGAGGCGCGUUUUGGUUGUCACGGCGCAUCCAGAUGACGAAAGUAUGUUUUUUGCGCCCACAAUUCUCGGUUUACGUGAGCAAAAGUGUCGCGUUUUCCUGCUGUGCCUCUCCAAUGGGAAUUUUGACAAGAAAGGACGUCAACGGCGAAGUGAACUUUUUGCCGCUUGCGAAAUUUUGACAUUGGAUCAAAGCGAUGUGACGCUCCUGAAUGCGACAAAUUUGCAAGAUGACCCGAAUCUGGAGUGGAAAAAUGAUUUUAUUGCGAAAAUUGUGCUGAAACACGUCGAAGCGUUGGAUAUCGAGACAAUUAUCACGUUUGACAGGGAGGGAGUGAGUCAUCAUCCGAACCAUUGUGCGAUUUUUUAUGCCGUCGCGUCACUUUGGAUGUCGAAUGCGCUGCCGAAAAAUUGUAAAGUUUUCAUUUUGGAGUCCGUGAGUGUUUUGCGGAAAUAUUUGUCGCUUCUGGAUUUGCCCAUGAGUUUGUUCACAGCGAAAAAAUGGUCAUUUCUUUCAUGGAAAAAAUACAGAAAAGCUCAAACCGCAAUGUGUCAACACAAGUCACAACUUCUUUGGUUUCGUCGACUUUACAUAAUUUUCAGUCGUUACAUGGUCAUUAACACAUUACGCGAGCUCGACAUCAACGUUGAAGCUCUCGAAAAUGCAUCGUGAUACAAAAAAAAAUCGUUACCGCCCAAUUUCAUUAGUUACAUUUUAAGAAAAUAAUAAAUUUUUGAUGAAGAAAUUGAAAUUCAUUCGUCUUGGAGUCUUUUAUCAACGAAACGUGACAAAUUUCCAUAACAUUUUGACUUGUUUCAUCAAUUUUUUUCAGUCUUCCUUGUUUUUUCGCUCAAUUAAGAUGGCGAAAAAAAUUUUCUUUGCAAUAAUUUUUGGAAUUUUUUGGUUUUCAUGCCUGAUUUCAGGAGUUUUUAUGGAAACGAAACAAAGUUUGCCUGAAGAUCGGUGCCAAUAUGACAAGAAAACGGGGUUGUACAGGCCAUCAGAUGCGUGUGAAGAGCAUUGUGAUUACUUCGAAGACAAGGGAGCAGCUUGUGAAGGGUACAAAUGCGUUUGUGUGGACCGAGAUAAGCCUCCAUUGUUUCCGAAUCCAGCGAAAUAGUUUGUGGAUUGAAGGGAUUUGUUGAUUUUUUCGGAUUUUAUGCAAAAUUUGGUGAAAUUUUUUGAUUCGAGUGAAUAAAUUUCAAUUUUAAAGUUAAAAAAUUGAAUUAUUUGAGAAAAUUUACAAAUUUUUGAAAAAAAUUCCAAUUUUUGGAGUAAAAUUUGAUAUUUUAAGAAAAUUUUGAAUUUUUUGAGAACAAUUUUAAUAAAAUAUUUUUAUUAAUUAUUUU